AUGAGUACAGAUAUAUUUUCAAUAUGCGCUAAAUGCUUGGGCGAUGAGUCACGAAUCAAGAUGAUCAAACAGGUCAAUGGAGAUGAGUGUCGCCAGUGUACCCGGCCGUAUACAAUUUAUCGAUGGGGGAAUAGAAAACAAGGAAACAAAACCAUAAUAUGCAUCACAUGUGCUAGAGCCAGACACUGCUGUCAAUCCUGCUUGCUAGACAUUACUUAUGGCAUUCCUACAGACCUAAGAGAUACUGCUUUGGAGAUGGCUGGUCUUGAACCAUUAACAAAAUCUGCCAACCCGACAAACCGUGAAGUGAAAGCCAUUAUGGCCGAUAAAUUGGAGACUAAAUUCAAAGAGCAACAAGAAAGAUCCAAUGAUAUAUUGUCGAAACUAGCUGAGAAACUAAAUAAGCCCGAGGAGAAGAAAACAGAGGUUGCUAUAGAUGUGGCCAAGCUAGCAAAGAAACUUCCGUUUGGGAAUCUGCUUGAUGUUCAGAAGUAUCCGGAUAUGACAACGUUUUUUGUAUUUGGGUUUCUGUCGGAUUUCCCGCAGGCCAUUUUUUCGAGAUAUGCGGAACAGUAUGGGAAAGUAGAGUCGGUUGUUUUUAGCAGUGUAAGUGGGUGUGGGUUUAUACGGUUUGAAAAGGUGAGUUCAGCAGUGGGGUUUGCCAAGUCGAUCGCUGAAAAUGGAUUGAAUAAAAAUAAAAGUAUUGCUGGACUAUUAAUUUUAGAGAACACGCCGAUGAGAGUUUGUUUUGGGAAACAAAAGCCAUUACCCCGAACUGCAGCAGACCAAAGAAAGUUGAAUACUGUAGUCACAAAAGUGAUGAAACAGUUGGCAAGUAAGAGCAAGGUUGGGGUGGUGGUGAAAACUAAACCUAACGUAUAUAAAGCUUUACUGGAAGACUAUGAAGAGUAG
Molecule: messenger RNA, 912 nt
Organism: Candida albicans SC5314
Lineage: Eukaryota; Fungi; Ascomycota; Pichiomycetes; Serinales; Debaryomycetaceae
Exons: 1
Coding region: 1-912 (303 amino acids)
Cellular component (GO): U2-type catalytic step 2 spliceosome; U2-type catalytic step 1 spliceosome; Prp19 complex
Molecular function (GO): pre-mRNA binding; U6 snRNA binding
Source: RefSeq, a predicted model, not a curated record